Magnolia sinica is the source of this 1883-nucleotide messenger RNA. RefSeq lists its product as uncharacterized. The coding region runs from base 184 to 1644 and encodes 486 amino acids. The transcript is spliced from 8 exons. NCBI's taxonomy places the organism in Eukaryota, Viridiplantae, Streptophyta, Magnoliopsida, Magnoliales, Magnoliaceae. The record is from RefSeq and is a predicted model, not a curated record. Gene Ontology annotation, molecular function: protein binding.
UCUAGCCCCUUGGCUCAAGAAUCACCCACUUUCAAAAUUUCAAACAACUACAACCGACGACCGCUGUCCUCACUCUCCCCCUACUAAGCUCUCUGCUGCGAUCCCAGACUAUUUCCAGAAGAAAACGCACUCCGAUAUCAUUUCGCCCAGCAGCAUCUGCCGUCUAACGACGGCCGGAUCGAGAUGGCCCCUUCCAAGACCGUCCGUACGAUCUCACAGGAAGCGUUCGAAGGACUGGUGAGAGAAAACAUGGAAGAUCUGGGCAUGGAUCCUUCCGAAGCCCUCGAAGAUGCCAUACAAACCCUAACCCUGCAAGGAGUCGACCUCUCAGGUAUUGUUACAUGUGUUCCUGGAGUUACUAGCAUCAAAGAUUAUCCUGUUAUUCAGUCGUUGGACGGAUUGAAAGGCAUAGCAGCCAACUUGGUGAGUUUGAGUUCGCAGGACAAUGAUAAACCAUCAGCAACAAAACCCAGUAACCAAAAGGUCGAGGAGCUCAAUACGAUUGUAGAUCUUGAACAGAUGAUCGAGCUACUCGACAAGCUUUAUGCUUUAUGUUCAAUUGAAGGAUCAAGUGAUGCAUCUAUCGCGACAAGGAAUGGAGGAGUUGAGCUGGUUACCUCCAUAUGUGCUGCACUUCAGGCCAGACAUGAGCGACCUCUUGUUUCAGCGUUGAAGGCAUUGAGUACUUUUAUCCAUGAUCUUCAGAGUACAGAAACAUUUAGGCAAAGCGGUGGACCUAAGAUUGUUGUGGAUAUCCUAAACAACUAUAGAGAAAACAAAGACAUCUUGGAUAGCGGUUUUUCUGUUGUUGCUGCAGCUGCAACUGGUAAUGAGAUCCUCAAGGAAAUUUUCAUGGACUUAAAAAUUGAUGAGCUUUUAGUCCAAAUUAUGAGGGAACAGACAAAAGGCAACAUCCAUAGUUUAUAUGAUGCUCUACGAGUCCUGUUAACACCUGAUGAUAACCGUGUUUUGGCUUCUCAGGUUUUUGGAUAUGCUCGAAGAUUUGCCAAAAUUGGCAUUGCAGGCAUCGUUGUAGAUGCUCUUCGUGAAGGAGUCAAUUCACCUUGUUUAGCUUCAGCAAGCAUUGCAUUGAAGGCUGUUGCUGUUAAUGAUGAAAUAUGCAAAUCUAUUGCCGAAUGCGGUGGCAUUGAUGUGGUUCUCCAGUGUAUUGAUGACAGUGGUGCACAAAAUAACAAAGCUGUUGCUAGUGCCUGCUGCUCUUUGUUGUCUAAGUUGGCAGGAAGUGAUGCUAACAAGAGUGCUAUCGUUCAGAAGGGAGGACUCGAUAGACUAAUCAAACUUUCAUCUAUAUUUUCUGAAGACCCAUCUGUGUUACAAGAGAUUAUGUCUAUCAUCUGGAUCCUUUCACUAAGAUCCCCAGAGAGUGCAGCCCGCGCAAUGGAAGCAGGGGCUGGGGACUUUGCAAUCCAAGCGAUGCAGAAGUUUCCUGCUGCGUCCCAAAUGCAAAAACAAUCGUGUCUCAUGAUCCGGAAUCUUGUUGUCAGGAACUCAGAGAACAGAACUAUUUUGCUUGGUAAUGGUAUUGAGAAGAUCAUAAGGAAGGCCAAGCAAAACCAUGAUAACUGCAAGGAUGCUGCUGCUGCUGCAUUGAGGGAUCUAGGGCUCGACGACUAUAACUCAUAGCCAUGGCUUUUACCAUUUCCUUUCUGGUAUGGUUCUUGUUUUUUCUCUAUGCUGUUCUGGAAGGUUGCUUUGGUUGAAAAAUUGAAACAAUUCACCUUGAGUUCUUUACUGAGUAUGAUUCUUGCAUGGAAACAAUUCACCUUGAGUUCUUUACAUUGAAAUGGGAAAAUUAAUUCAGGAAAUUUGUUGAUAUUACCAAACAGAAACAAAUUUGUUUCAUCAUAUUUUAUGAGAUUUGG